UUCUGUCGCACCUUGGCCAGUCUUAACUCAAGCACAUUACUUAUAUAUAUAAUGUACGCGCUACUUUUAUCAGGGACGGGACGUUUCAUUGACGUUGCCUUUCGUAGGAUCUCCUCGAGAAAUGAUGACUGAUGAUUGUCAAAACAUGAUAGAUCGAACGGAUUUUUACGCUGCCUCAUACGACCUUUUUUCUCACUUUUAAACCAUUCUUUUACCCCUUCCCUCAAUUGACAAGGGGUCCCAGAGCGAUUUGGCCUCUCCCUGCAGGGCUCAUGGUCUUUGGGAUUUCUGCAGCUUCUCUUCGUCUGGCUGUUAGGCACACGCUGUGCCAAAUUGCUGGUACAAAAUUGGAAACAUGGCCAGUGCAUUAUCACGGAGGACACCAUAAAUCAUUCAGAGUAUAAAUCAAUGCUGUUCAUAGGGUGUCGACCAAGGAAGCAUCUUCCGAUUCCUGCAGCGGCUGAUGGGACGACCUUCGCCAUCCUUGCCGCCUUGAGAUCCUCUUUGAAUGGCUUUGGUGGGCCGCUGUCUGCAGCUCUAUUGCUGGCCUAUCGACAUUGGGCAAGUGUUUCGACAGGGGAACAGCCAGACGGCUUGGCAAGCUUUUUACCGGCACUCCGGGACGCUUGGCUCUUGGUCUUACUGCACCGUUUGCUGAAAGCUGGACAGACAGCUGGGGAGCUCAUG
Messenger RNA from Durusdinium trenchii, 687 nucleotides. The record is from the annotation of a GenBank genome assembly. Lineage: Eukaryota; Dinophyceae; Suessiales; Symbiodiniaceae.